AUGCGUCCAGCACAGCUGCUUUCCUCGAUCGCUCUCUUCUCAGCACUCAGCUCGGCUUCAGCACCAUGGUCUGAGUCUUUCCAUCUCAAAGCCAUUCGCGACAUCAACGACUUGGUCUUCCCACGACAGGACAGCUCAGCAGAGUCUACCACAGUCGCUUCCAAGACCUCGGAUGCUUCGAGCGCACAGUCCACAAACGAAUCGUCAGCAAAAUCCACAGCGAGCUCUUCAAACAAGGACUCUUCAACCACAAACAGCGAUGCUUCUACUACCGGUUCAGACAAGAGCGCCGCUGCUUCGUCAGGUGCUUCUAAGUCUGGCGAUUCUUCAGAUGCCUCGACCACUGGCAAAUCGACAGCCAACAGUAGCGGAAGCAGCAAGGGUACAGCCACUACAAAGUCCUCAAAAUCAAAGACAUAUGGUGUCACGGCCGGCUACGGUGGUAUUGCCAUGAUCACUCCCAACAUUUUCUCGUCCUCGUCAUACUACAAAGUCGGCGACUAUGUCACUUUCGCCUGGAACAUGACUUCGUUGUCUGUCACCCCAACUGCACUUGACAUCAUGGCCUCUUGCGCUGCCAACCAGAACAUGUACACUCUGGCCGUCAACCAGACUGUCAAUGGUUCUACUGGCGCCAUCACAUGGGAUACCGGCAACUACCAAGCCUCUGCUACCAUUCCACUACUCACCGAGACUUACACUCUCAUCAUCAUGGAUGCCGCCAUGCCUGCCAUCUCCGCCACUGCCGCUUAUGGUGGUCUUCCUGUGUACAGUGGCCAUCGCUUUGGCAUGUACACUCCUCAGCCCUACUCAAACACUUCGGGCAACGACACUGAGAUCUACACCUGUGUGACCUGCAAGAGCGCUGCUGGCUCAUUGGAGACCCAAUCUCUGGCCUUCAUUUUCAGUAUUGUCUUCAUCACCAUUGCCACCUACACGACCCUUGUGAGUGGCUUCAACGUCCUUUAA
Messenger RNA from Aureobasidium melanogenum CBS 110374, 969 nucleotides. RefSeq lists its product as uncharacterized. The record is from RefSeq and is a predicted model, not a curated record. Lineage: Eukaryota; Fungi; Ascomycota; Dothideomycetes; Dothideales; Saccotheciaceae. Bases 1 to 969 code for a protein of 322 amino acids. The transcript has 2 exons.